Molecule: messenger RNA, 5178 nt
Organism: Coregonus sp. 'balchen'
Lineage: Eukaryota; Metazoa; Chordata; Actinopteri; Salmoniformes; Salmonidae
Source: the annotation of a GenBank genome assembly
UCUGAAUUACAGUGGGAUGUGCCUGGCCUCUGAUACCCAAUUCAGUGACUUCCUGGAUGGGAUGGGCCCUGCACAGUUUGUUGGGCGACAGACACUAGCCACAACAUCAUUGGGUGAGAAUUACUAAACGCUGUGCUUGAGCUAAACCUGUGACUCAAGUCAUUAUAGUGGCUAUACAGAACUUUUGCUCUGGAGCCAAAAGAGGUCCCCUAAAUGGACGGAUAUAUUGUGCAGAAAUUACCUCAUUGGACAGAAGGGGCAACACCUCACCACCCUCAUGAGAAAAAUAUAUAGUGUUUUUCUGAAAGUAAAGAUUUGUGUGGUUUAGUGAGUAAUGAAAUGGAUUAAUAUUAUUUCAUGUGUAUGAACCAUACAGCCAACAUUCAAUAGUGGUAUAGUUGGUGAGCGUGUCUAUGCUCAUAGAUAUGUUUAUCAUUAUACAGGUGAUGUUGAAAUAGGCCUGCUGGAGAGAAAUGGCCUCUUGGAGGUGGAGAUCGUGCAGGCCAGAGGACUCACCCAGAAACCUGGAUCCAAAGGACCUCCAGGUGAGCAAGGAGCUGCAACCAUCUUAUCCCUUUAGUUCUCUGGGGGAUGAUAUCCGAUCAGAACUCAAAACAAACCCUAUAUUGCUGCACUGGGAAUGAGAAACAAAAAGUGUUUAAGACACUGCAAACCUUGUUCCUCAUGGUGGAUGUCUAAGUGUAAUCUUUAAUCUUGCAAUCUGAAAUGGGGGAUGAAAAGAGUAUCAUUGUGACCUGAUUGCUUUGAGGUAUCUACGCAUGCCCCAGAGACACGCAAUGUAAUAAUAUCGGUCUUCUCUCGUUGCCAGCGGCUUACAUUAAAGUGUACCUACUUGAAAAGGGGGUAUGCAUUGCCAAAAAGAAGACAAAGUCAGUUAGGAAAUCCCUGGACCCUCUGUAUAACCAAGCGCUGGUGUUCUCGGAGAGUCCACAGGGGAAAGUCGUUCAGGUAAGGUAAAACAGACUUCAUUCACUCUGAACAAAAAUAGAAACGCAACAUGUAAAGUGUUGGUUCCAUGUUGCAUGAGCUGAAAUAAAAGAUCUCAGAAAUUUUCCAUACACACAAAAAGCUUAUUUCUCUCAAGUUCUGUGCACAAAUUUGUUUACAUCCCUGUUAGUGAGCAUUUCUCCUUUGCCAAAAUAAUCCAUCCACCUGACGGGUGUGGCAUAUCAAGAAGCUGAUUAAACAGCAUGAUCAUUACACAGGUGCACCUUGUGCUGGGGACAAUAAAAGGCCACUCUAAAAUGUACAGUUUUGUCACACAACAAAAUACCACAGAUGUCUCAAGUUUUGAGGGAGCGUGCAAUUGGCAUGCUGACUACAGGAAUGUCCACCAGAGCUGUUGCCAGAUAAUUUAAUGUUAAUUUCUCUACCAUAAGUCGCCUCCAAAGUCGUUUUAGAGAAUUUGGCAGUACGUCCAACCAGCCUCACAACUGCAGACUGUAACCACGCCAGCCCAGGACCUCCACAUCCAGCAUAUUCACCUGCGGGAUCAUCUGACACCAGCCACCCAGACAGCUGAUGAAACUGUGGGUUUGCACAACUGAAGAAUGUCUGCACAAACUGUCAGAAACCGUCUCAGGGAUGCUCAUCUGCUUGCUCGCCGUCCUCACCAGGGUCUUGACCUGACUGCAGUUUGGUGUCAUAACCGACUUCAGUGGGCAAAUGCUCACCUUCGAUGGCCACUGGCACGCUGGAGAAGUGUGCUCUUCACGGAUGAAUCCUGGUUUCAACUGUACUGGGCAGUCAGAUGUAUGGCACCAUGUGGUCGAGCGGUUUGCUGAUGUCAACGUUGUGAACAGAGUGCCCCAUGGUGGCGGUGGGGUUAUGGUAUGGGCAGGCAUAAGCUACGGACAACGAACACAAUUGCAUUUUAUCGAUUGUAAUUUGAAUGCACAGAGAUACCGUGACGAGAUUCUAAGGUCCAUUGUCGUGCACAUCAUCUGCCGCCAUCACCUCAUGUUUCAGCAUGAUAAUGCACAGCCCCAUGUCGCAAGGAUCUGUACACGAUUCCUGGAAGCUGAACAUUUCCCAGUUCUUCCAUGGCCUGCAUACUCACCAGACAUGUCAUGCAUUAAGUAUGUUUGGGAUGCUCUGGAUUGACAUGUAUGGCAGUGUGUUCCAGUUCCCGCCAACAUCCAGCAACUUCGCACAGCCAUUGAAGAGGAGUGGGACAACAUUCCACAGUCCACAAUCAACAGCCUGAUCAACUCUGUGAAAGGAGGCAAAAGGUGGUCACACCAGAUACUGACUGGUUUUCGGAUCCACGCCCCUACCUUUUUUUUUAAGGUACAGAAUCUGUGACCAACAGAUGCAUAUCUGUAUUCCCAGUCAUGUGCAAUUCCAUAGAUUAAGGCCUAAUUUAUUUAUUUCUAUUGACUGAUUUCCUUAUAUGAACUGUAACUCAGUAAAAUCCUUGAAAUUGUUGCAUGUUGCGUUUAUAUUUUUGUUCAGUGUACAUGUACAUAUACAUCAGUUUCAUGUUCAUAAGUGGAUGCAACAGAAAGCAUUUUCAAAUGUUUUGCAACAGAAAACAACAUUUGCAUCCCAGGUCCAGGUAGCCCCGCCCUUUUCCUGUCUGUUUUCUUCCAUUUGGUGCCUAAUGAACACGAUCCUGGUGGUCUCCAUAGUAAUUACAAAAGCAGUGACUGUGGCAAUCAAAUAUAUCUCUAAACAUUUACUCAUAUUGAUGUAAACCUCAAAUGAACAGGACAGAGACGGUCAUUUUGACAUCAUGUGAAUUUAAAAUUGUGAUAUUUCUGCAAUCUUUUAAGUAAUGUCCUGCUCCGUCCUUGGCUUUUUGUAAAUAAGUAUAUUUACAGUGCCUUCAGAAAGUAUUCAUACCCCUUGACUUAUUCCACAUGUUGUUGUGUUACAGCCUGAAUUCAAAAUUGAUUAAAUAUUUUAUUUUUCUCACCCAUCUACACACAAAAUGAGAAAGUAAAAACAUGUUUUCCUGGGUAAGUCUCUAAGAGCUUUCCACACCUGGAUUGUUCAACAUUUGCCCAUUAAUUUUCAAAAUUCUUCAAGCUCUGUCAAGUUGGUUGUUGAUCAUUGCUUUUUACAUUUUACAUUUUUAGUCAUUUAGCAGACGCUCUUAUCCAGAGACACAUUUAUUUAUUUAUUUUAUACUGGCCCCCCGUGGGAAUCGAACCCACAACCCUGGCGUUGCAAACGCCAUGCUCUAUCAACUGAGCUACAUCCCUGCCGGCCAUUCCCUCCCCUACCCUGGACGACGCUGGGCCAAUUGUGCGCCGCCCCAUGGGUCUCCCGGUCGCGGCCGGCUGCGACAGAGCCUGGAUUCGAACCAGGAUCUCUAGUGGCCACUGCGUCACUCAGGAGUACAUUGCUAGACAACCAUUUUCAGUUCUUGCCAUAGAUUUUCAAGUAGAUUUAAGUCAAAACUGUAACUCGGCCACACAGGAACAUUCACUGUCUUCUUGGUAAGCAAUUCCAGUGUAGAUUUGGCCUUGUGUUUUAGGUUAUUGUCCUGCUUGAAAGUGAAUUCAUCUCCCACUGUCUGGUGGAAAGCAGACUGAACCAGGUUUUCCUCUAGGAAUUUGUUUAUUUUUUUCCCCUGAAAAACUUCCCAGUCCUUAACAAUUACAAGGAUACCAAUAACAUGAUGCAGUAUUGCUUUAGUGCUUUGUUACAAACUGGAUGCAUAUUUUGUAAAAAAAUAUAUUUUUUUUUUGCACAGGCUUAUUUUCACUCUGUCAAUUAGGUUAGUAUUGUGGAGGAACUACAAUGUUGAUGAUCCAUCCUCAGUUUUCUCCUGUCACUGCCAUUAAACUCUGUAACUGUUUUAAAGUCACCAUUGGCCUCAUGGUGAAAUCUCUGUGUGGUUACCUUCCUCUCCGGAAACUGAGUUAGGAAGGACACCUGUAUCUUUUUAGUGACUGGGCAUAAUGAUACACCAUCCAAAGUGUAAUUAAUAACUUCACCAUGCUCAAAUGAUAUUCAAUGUCUGCUUUUUUAAUCUACCAAUAGGUGCCCUUCUUUGCGAGGCAUUGAAAACCUUUCCUGGUCUUUGUGGUUGAAUCUGUGUUUGAAAUUCACUGCUUGACUGAGGGACUUCACAGAUCAUUUUAUGAGUGGGGAACAGAGAUGAGGUAGUCAUUCAAAAAUCAUGUUAACUCUAUUAGUCCAUUCAACUUAUGUGACUUGUUAAGCAAAUUUUUACUCCUAAACUUAUUUAGGUUUGCCAUAACAAAGGGGUUGAAUACUUACUGACUCAAGACAUUUGGGCUUUUCAGUUUUAAUUAAUUUGUUAAAAUUUAGAAAAACAUAAUUCCACUUUGAUAUUAUGGGGUAUUUUGUGUAGGCCAGUAACAAAAACUCUAAAUGUAAUCAAUUUUAAAUUCAGGCUGUAACACAACAAAAUGUGGAAUAAGUCAAGGGGUGUGAAUACUUUCUGAAGGCACUGUAACACAAUGACUUUGUUAGAAGUUUGAAAUCACAGAGUUAUUAGCAGUUUUAGGAGGACAUGUCAUAUUUCCCCCCUGCCCUUCCUUCAUCCGACAGCUGGUUGCCCAUCUGAUAAUGGCCCAUCGAAAACGACAUUUCACACAUAUAAUAAUAGAUGAAGCCUAAAGACAAUAUUAAAUUGGCAAUAGUCUGAUGGGUGACAAAAUAAUCAACAUCAUGUAAAGUAUAUCUAAAAGUGUAGAGUCAUCUACCAUUAGCAAUUGAGGGAGAAAUGGGAUUGUGUCGCCAGUGGAACCAAUGCGGAAACAGUCCCAGAGGAAACCAAUGAUGGUCAUUUAUUAUUUUGUCCUGCAGUAAAUAACAUCUCUAUUUGUCUCAGAUUAAUUUAGAGCGUAUCAACAUAUGCAUUUGGAAUAGUGGAUAUAUAGUAUCAAAGAGAAUCAUCUAGAGCUUUUCCAGUCCUUAGAAAAUAAUAGUACCCUCACUGAUAUUCCCAUUUCUUUCCUCCAACAGGUGAUUGUUUGGGGAAACUACGGACGCAUGGAUCGUAAAUGCUUCAUGGGUGUUGCCCGCAUUUUAUUGGAGGAGCUGGAUUUGACGAGCAUGGUGAUUGGCUGGUAUAAGCUUUUCCCCACCUCGUCCAUGGUGGACCCCACGAUGGCCCCGUUGAUAAGGCACUCUUCCCAGCUGUCCUUGGAGAGCACCGUGGGCCCAUCCUUUGAACGCUCU